AUGUCAAUUGUGAAUUUUCUUGUCUCGCCUGACCUUUUCAACUCUAUUGAUGACCGAAACAGAAACAAGAAAGAGAAAACUUUCCCACGUGAAAUGGUAGGUGAAGCAAAAGUGAGGAGUGAAGACUUGAACUUGUGUUUCGAGAAGCUGAUGAUGCUUGCUUUUGGUGGUGGAAAGAGUGGGAUUAGUGAAGGAGGUGGGAGAAUGGAAGGUGUGGUGAUCACUGAGUGGAAAGAUAUUCCCAUGGAGCUGUUGUUAAGGAUCGUUUCUCUUGUUGAUGAUAGGACUGUGAUCAUGGCUUCCGGUGUUUGUAGUGGAUGGAGGGAUGCUAUUUGCUUGGGACUCACCCAUCUCUGUCUCUCUUGGUGCAAAAACAACAUGAACAACUUGGUUCUGUCUCUUGCUCCUAAAUUUACAAAACUGCAAACUCUUGUUCUGCGCCAAGAUAAACCAAAACUCGAAGAUAAUGCUGUUGAGACUAUUGCUAGUUACUGCCAUGAUCUGCAGGACUUGGAUCUCAGCAAAAGCUUUAAGCUUAGUGAUCUCUCUCUGCAUGCAUUAGCUCAUGGUUGUCCUGAUCUUACUAAACUCAACAUCAGUGGAUGUACAGCAUUCAGUGAUGUUGCUAUUAAGUAUCUGACUGAAUUUUGUCGAAAAUUAAAAAUUUUGAAUCUCUGUGGAUGUGUCAAAGGUGCAACUGACCGUGCAUUGCAGGGUAUUGGACGUAACUGCAGUCAGUUGCAAUUUUUGAAUCUGGGAUGGUGUGAGAAUGUGGGGGAUGUUGGAGUAAUGAGUCUAGCAUAUGGAUGCCCUGAUCUCAGAACCCUUGACUUGUGUGGAUGUGUCUGUAUAACAGAUGAUAGCAUAAUUGCUUUGGCAAACAGGUGUCCGCAUCUGACAUCCCUUGGUCUGUACUACUGCCGGAACAUCACGGAUAGAGCAAUGUAUUCUCUUGUCCACAAUCGAGUGAAGAACAAGCCUGCAAUGUGGGAAUCAAUGAAAGGCAGGUAUGAUGAGGAAGGAUUACGGAGUCUAAAUAUCAGUCAGUGCACAGCAAUUACACCUCCUGCUGUUCAGGCUCUAUGUGACUCAUUUCCUGCACUUCAUACCUGCUCAGGGAGGCACUCCCUCGUCAUGAGUGGUUGUUUGAGCUUGACAUCUGUGCAUUGUGCCUGUGCUGUCCAUGCACACCGCUCUGCAAGUUCUUUUCCUCAUCCAGCACAUUGA
Messenger RNA from Dovyalis caffra, 1227 nucleotides. NCBI's taxonomy places the organism in Eukaryota, Viridiplantae, Streptophyta, Magnoliopsida, Malpighiales, Salicaceae. The record is from the annotation of a GenBank genome assembly.